UCAGGAUCUAGCGUCUUGUAAUGUGAAAGAAGUGUUGAUUUUGAUUGCGUUACGGAUUGCAACUUUCAGUAAACGGUUUUGCAGGCCGCCAGCACAUCUACUUCACCAGUGUGUUCUUUCAAGAUGGUGUGAAGAGCUUGACGGGUUCGAGGAGUACCACGAUGGAUUAUUACUGCAACACACCGUUCUGGAAUACAACUGUGUCAUGGCAGACGGAGCGGCCGGACCUUACAGCAUGUUUCCAAGACACUGCGCUAACGUGGACACCGUGUCUGUUUGCCUGGCUACUGGCUCCUUUCGAAGCAUUUUCUAUAGCUAAAUCAAGAAAUGCUCCUAAUGCCUGGCGCUGGCAUACUGUUGCAAAGUUGCUCUUCCUCGUAAUCACCAUGUGUUCCACAAUCUACCUCCUUGUUCAUGAGUCUAUGCAAUAUAGUAGUACUCAUGUUGGCCCAUCACACAUUGUAGGAAUAGUCGUCACACUCUUAACACUGGUUCUCAUUCUUCUGCUAGCUCUUCAGAGCAGAAGCAAAGGCUUCAGAGCUUCUACGGUUGUGCCUGUUUUCUGGUUGUCAUAUUCCAUCAGCACGGGGCUCCAGUUUUACUCAGUCAUGUACUUUAAUAGUGGAGAUAAAUUAAAUUCAUGGCAGAUCGUGAGACUUUGUUUGUUCCCUCUUGGCAUAGUACAGCUUUUGCUGUCAUUUUUCUCUGAUGCACCAUCUGACCAUGGCUUCUUGCCAUUGGAAGAUGACAACAUGUACUAUUGUCCCAUGGAAGAGUGGACAGUAUUUCCACGAAUUUUCUUUGCUUACUUGUGGAGAGUUAUCAUUUUGGGUAUGCAAGACAAACUAGAACUGGUGUCACUGAACAAGCUCUGCACUGACCUGAAAUGCUCUACUGUUACGCAUCAGUUUGAGAAUGUCUCCGUGCCUCGUCGUGAAAAACCUCUACGUGUCUACGUGGAUGAGCAAGGUCAGUAUCACAUCAUUGACCAUCCUAAGAAGAAACUCUAUCUUCCAUAUGCAGUUUUUGCCCUGUGCCGCUGGGAACUUUUUUUGUCCUCAGUCACGGAGGGCGUGUCUAUUGCUUUCAGCUUUCUUCCACCGUUGAUGCUCAGCUACCUCCUCAGCUACUUAAGUAGUGGAGAGUACACCUGGCAUGGGUAUAUCUAUGCUCUGGGCUAUUCGCUGUUCCAGUGCAUAUUUGGAAUAUCAGAUGCACACUCUGUGUAUUUCAUUGGAUUUGGAGCUUACCGUGUACAGUCUGCACUUACCGCUGCGCUUUAUAAAAAGGUUUACAGGAUCUCUAGCAGUGCAAGACGUAAAUACACCACAGGGGAAAUAAUGAACUUGAUGUCCGUGGACGUAACAGAAGUGGCGCAGUUCAUUCUGCUGAGCACACAGUUCUGGAGCGUGCCCGUCCGUGUUACUAUAACCAUGGUGCUUCUGUGGCACUAUUUAGGACCCGCUUGUCUGGCCACCUUGGUGGUAAUGGCUUUGGUGACAGCCGCAACAACCUACGUCGCCAGGAUAUGUGACAAAUUUCAGGAAAUGCAAAUGAAGGAAAAGGACUAUCGCCUCCGCCAGAUCAGUGAAAUCCUCAAUGGUAUAAAGGUUUUAAAGCUCUAUGCAUGGGAGCUUCCAUUUAUUGCGAGGGUUACCAAAACUCGUUCUAGGGAGCUGGCUCUCUUGAAGAAAUUCGCUAUUUUGGACUCUGCCUUCGGUUUCCUGUGGAGCGUCGCACCACACGUGGCUGCACUGAUGUCUUUUGGAACCUUCAUCUGGCUGAAUCCCGAUAAAGACCUGACUCCAUCCAUCGCCUUUGUUUCGUUCACACUGUUUAUGCUUCUACGCUUUCCCAUGGGAAUCCUGCCCGACAUUAUUUCCCGUUUAAUAAGGCUUGUUGUUUCCUUGGGGAGAUUGUCGAAGUUCCUGAAUGAAGAGGACCUCAAUCCUACAGCUGUUGGCAGUGUACCUGAUGGAGGUGAUGCUGUCACUGUGAGGGACGCAACAUUUGCGUGGUCAAGUACGGAUCCACCAGUUUUGAGAGAAAUAAACCUGCAUGUAAAGCAUGGCACUCUAGUUGCUGUUAUUGGAGCAGUUGGUUCUGGGAAAACGUCUCUUCUGUACUCCAUGCUUGGAAGUCUGGAAAAAAGGUCCGGUUCAUUGGACAUACAGGGCCCACUUGCCUAUGUCGCACAGCAGUCAUGGAUACAGAAUGCAACCUUGAAGGAGAAUAUUGUUUUCACCAGCACAUUGGACGAAGAUUGGUACGAGAAAGUAGUGCGUGGCUGUGCAUUGCUGCCAGACUUGGAAGUACUUCCUGCGGGCGAAGAUACAGAAAUUGGAGAAAAGGGCAUUAACCUGAGUGGAGGGCAGAAAGUACGGCUUAGUCUUGCUCGUGCUGUGUACCAAAACGCAGAACUGUAUCUUUUGGACGAUCCCCUAAGUGCUGUAGAUGUGCAUGUGGCAUCCCAGCUCUUCGAUGAAGUCAUUGGACCUGAGGGCCUUCUUAAGUCUAAAACUCGCAUACUAGUAACCCACUCUGUGACCUACCUGCCACAAGUUGAUUGGAUAGUUGUAUUGGAUAAAGGUGCUAUUAGUGAGCAAGGCACAUUCAGUCAGUUGAUGGAAGCCAAUGGAAGCUUUUCUACUUUCCUUAAGAAGCACAGGGUUGGUGAAGGAAACUCUGACAGCAAUGAGCAGUCGGGGGAGGAAGAAACAGACACAACUGAUGGUGCAAAAGAGAAACAGGAUGAAGAUGAUGACCAGGAAAAGCUAAGGUUGACAGAUGAGGAGAGCAUUUACGUUGGAAAGAUUGGAUGGCGAGUCUAUUACGAAUACUUCCAUCGUGUUGGCUGGCAAUAUGUAAUACCUACGGUAGUUGCCAGUGCUGUGGCUUACGGGAGUGAGUUUGGCUCUGGGCUAUGGCUGAGCAAGUGGUCUUCUGACACAGAAAAGUCUCGACGUACAACGUACAUUCUGGUCUACGGGAUGUUCCUGCUCAGCUACAGCAUCUUCACUUUCGUUGACUGGAUUGUCUUCAUGGUAGGAUGCCUACGAGCAUCGUCUUCCUUCCAUGGAGAGCUGCUCUACAAGAUAAUGAGAUCACCCCUCGCCUUCUUCGACAGUACUCCAAUGGGGAGGAUAAUAAACAGGUUCAGCAGCGACAUAGCGUCCAUUGACCGCGAGGUUCCGAUGAACGCCAACAUUACUAUCGGCAACAUUGUGUGGAUGAGUUUCCUCGCGGUCGUCGUGUGCCUCACCUCGUGGUACUUCGUCAUAGUAGUAGUCUUCGCCUUCUUCCUCUUCCUGGGAGUCAUGGUACUGUCUCUGCCAACACUCCGUCACCUCCACCGCUUGGAGUCCGUGAGCCGCACUCCCGUGUACUCCCACUUCAGUGAGACCAUCUCUGGAAUCGUAUCAGUUCGAGCAUUUGGCGUGACGGAUCAGUUUCUGCACACACUGAAUCGACGAGUAGACAACAACGUCAACUGCCUCUACCACAGUAUGGCUCUCGACAGCUGGAGAAUGGUGGUUUCUUCUUCAAUUUCCCUUAUUGUCUCACUUGGCGCUUCACUAUUGACUGUCAUGGGCCGAGAAAGCCUUAGCCCAGGCAUAGUUGGUUUGGCAUUGUCAUACACAUUGCAGGUAUCUGAUGGCUUGUCAUGGACCUUUCGGCUCGCUGCCCUUUUAGAGACCAGCCUUGUUUCUGUGGAGAGAAUCAAAGAAUAUCUUAAGCUUCCUGAAGAGGCCCCCUGGACUAUAGAUGAAACGCGACCUCCAGAUGACUGGCCAAGCCUAGGUGCUGUCGAGUAUCUCAACUUUAGCAUCUCCUACCGCAAGGAUUUGGAACCCGUUCUACGAGCUAUAAACUUUGCUGCUUGCAGCGGACAGAAGAUUGGUUUGGUGGGGAGGACAGGAGCAGGAAAGUCGACAUUUGCACUGUCUCUCUUCAGGAUUAUUGAAGCUACAUCAGGGCGUAUAUCCGUUGAUAAUGUUGAUAUAAGCGAAAUUGGACUGCAUGACCUUCGUUCAAAGAUGACCAUAAUACCUCAGGACCCAGUCUUAUUUGCGGGGACCCUCAGGUGGAAUUUGGAUCCAUGUGAAGAAAACACGGAUGAAGAACUGUGGACAGCGCUGGAACAGAGUCACCUCAAAGAUUUUGUGGCGGAGCAGGAAGCGGGCUUGGAGUACGAGAUUACGGAAGGUGGAGACAACCUAAGUGCUGGACAGAGGCAGCUUGUUUGCCUGACACGAGCACUGUUGAGAAAGAGCAAGGUGCUAGUCCUGGAUGAAGCAACAGCAUGUGUUGACCUUGCAACAGAUCAUUUGGUGAAGGAGACUCUUCAGAACCAAUUCAAGGACACCACAGUCAUCACUAUAGCUCACCGACUUCACACAGUUAUGGACUGUGAUAGGAUUGUAGUGCUGGCUGCUGGUGCCAUACUGGAGCAGGGAUCACCACAAGAACUCCUGCAAGACCAAGGCUCAUCAUUUUACAUGAUGGCAAAAGAUGCUGGCCUGGUGUGACAUUUUAUACUUGUACAUGAGAUACACGGGCAUUGAGAUUAAUAUUUUUUGUGUACAGAAGCUUAUACUUGCACCGGUUACAAAAUAAACUUUAUUUUUAAAAAAAUG
Ornithodoros turicata is the source of this 4637-nucleotide messenger RNA. RefSeq names its product multidrug resistance-associated protein 1-like. NCBI's taxonomy places the organism in Eukaryota, Metazoa, Arthropoda, Arachnida, Ixodida, Argasidae. Gene Ontology annotation, molecular function: ATP hydrolysis activity; ATP binding; ABC-type transporter activity. Gene Ontology annotation, cellular component: membrane. The transcript has 31 exons. Bases 162 to 4529 code for a protein of 1455 amino acids. The record is from RefSeq and is a predicted model, not a curated record. Gene Ontology annotation, biological process: transmembrane transport.